Messenger RNA from Mya arenaria, 1482 nucleotides. RefSeq names its product beta-1,3-galactosyltransferase 6-like. The transcript has 2 exons. NCBI's taxonomy places the organism in Eukaryota, Metazoa, Mollusca, Bivalvia, Myida, Myidae. The coding region runs from base 143 to 1138 and encodes 331 amino acids. Gene Ontology annotation, molecular function: UDP-galactosyltransferase activity. Gene Ontology annotation, cellular component: membrane. The record is from RefSeq and is a predicted model, not a curated record. Gene Ontology annotation, biological process: glycosaminoglycan biosynthetic process.
GUCUGCUACUUUAUACUGCCGUAUUGAAAAACAAUCCGUGUUUUGGACUAUUUUACGUGGAUAUCUAAUGGACAAAGUACCAUUACAGAUGAUGGUAUGAUCUUUGAAGAUAACCUGGACCUGAAGUUUCCUCCUUUCUGCAAUGCUGUUAAGAUUAAGAAGAAGGUUGACACAUGUCUUGAUAACAGGACUUGCAAUUUGCGCCAUAAUGUUGAUUGUGAUGACAUUAUGCCCAACUAAACAAGAGGGCUGUAACCUGCAACAUCCAAGUGAUGAUGAUAUAGGAGUGAAUAUUAUACAAGAACGGAAGGAAAGUGUUCUGUUUUCAACGAAUCUCUUAGUUGUGGUAAUUUCAGCCCCAAGUCAUGAACAUGUUAGAAAUGUGAUAAGAGAAACUUGGGCAAAAAAUCCGCCUGUUGAAGUAAGAACACUUUUUGUGAUAGGUGUAAAAAACCUUGCUGGUGAUGUUUUUGAAAAACUUGUUCAUGAAAAGAGAAGAUAUUCAGACAUGUUGUUCUUAGAAAAUUUAGAAGAAUCAUAUAGUGCUUUAACCAGAAAAAUUAUAGAGACAUUUAAAUUUGUCUGUGAAAAGGUGCACUUUAAAUUUCUUUUGAAAGUUGAUGAAGACUCAUAUGUCCGUGUGGAUAAAAUCUCUUACGAGCUCCUGUCAAAACCUCAACAGAGACUGUAUUGGGGUUUCUUUGAUGGCAGGGCUCAUGUUAAAAAGGCAGGGAAGUGGGAGGAAAGAGACUAUGUUCUCUGUGAUAGAUACUUACCCUACGCUUUAGGUGGAGGUUAUGUGAUAUCCAGCGAUCUUGUUGAAUAUGUUGCCAAAAAUAGUGAAAUACUCAAAUUAUACCAAAGUGAAGAUGUUUCAUUGGGAACCUGGCUGGGCCCAUUAGAUGUUCACCGUGUUCAUGACCCAAACUUUGACACUGAGUACAAAUCCCGAGGUUGCUUCAACUCCUACCUAGUAACUCAUAAGAAGUCACCGGAACAGAUGAAGGUGCUUUAUGACAAUCUGCAGUCCCAUGGAAAACUUUGUGAUGUAGAAACACGGACUCGUCUUUCAUAUCAGUACAAAUGGGAUCUUCCACCUUCACAGUGCUGUGAAAGAAAAGAUCCAACCAUCCCAUAAUCAAUAUCUUUUUUUAUGCUGUUGAUCAAAACUGGAUUGUUAAAUUGUUCCUUUCAUGUCUGUGUUUUUAAAACACCCAUUGUAGUGUAAACUUCUGAAGUACCUCAAAUUUCUUUUCCAUUUACGUUUAAAUAAUAGUCAAUAUAUAAUAUGUAUAUAUCUUGUGAAGACAAUAGCUUCAGUUAUGGAUCUAAUCAGAUUAUGAUUAAACCUUGUUACAGUCGUUUUUUUUGUGGGGGGGGGAUAACUGCCCCAGUACUUUCAGAGUAAUACCCCCUUUACAUUAAAGUAGGGCUUGCUUACUUCUUGCUUAAGGGUAUGAUAAUCAGAUAAAGUUCUCUCAG